CGUAUCCGCGCUCCAGUCGGCGGCCGUGCCUUCUGCAUCCGCGCGCGUGCUGUCGUAUACCCGUCAGACUUUACCGCAUCGCGGUUCUGAGACAAAGAGAAAGAGAGAUUUUUAAUUCUCGGGAAACGCACGGGCGACACCGAAUACUAGCACGGGGUGCGUCGGGGUCGACUCGCGUCAGAAUGCGGAUCCCGAUCGUACUGAUCCUCGGGGUGUUGGCUGUCUGCGCCGUCAACGGUAGCGUCAUACCCGACAAAGCUCUAUCCGCGAGCCUGCAGGAUGUGCUGUACGAAGAUGAGUUCAUUAUCGCGUUGUCCAACAUCAAGGACAGAAGGAAGCACUUCACCGGUACGAUUGAGACUCUGUUAGCUGUAAAAUAUCACGGCACGAAAACAAAACUGGUGCUCUUACUCGAUCGGCGAACAAAGCGCGUUAUACUUGAGAGUCUCGAUCACUCUGGUCGGCGCAGUGCCUCGCACGUCAACGUGGACAGUCUCGCGGUAAACACCCCUCUGCAGAGUUUGAUUAUCCUGGUGCAUCAGGCGCAGCCUAAUCCCCGUGUGGACGUGUACGUCGACUGUAUUUACGAGGGCUCUAUACCGUUCAAGAAAACUUUCCGCGACAUAGCACAGACCGAGGACAGUUCGUCCGUGGAAGUAUUGAGAGAACGAAAAUGCCGGCUGAAAGUGUAUCAGUCCGCAACCAUCACCGAGGUGUUAAGAAAAGAGCAAUGCCCCGACAAUCUAGAUGAUAUGAAGCAACCUUCGAUAUUCGACACCGGUGUACCGAAAACACAACCUAUUGAUUCCGAUAAAAAUGAAACGAAAUCUAUUGAUCGAUCUGAUGGGAUCGACACAAGUGAUGGAAUGAACGGAGGGGGAUCAAGUAUACCAGAUCAGGAUAACGGUCUUCCAUCUUCCGGUAAGAAACAUCCCUGGGAUCACAAGAAACCUUUCGACAAGAAGGAUCACCGUGAUCGUCCGAGCGAUCGCGAUCGAUCCAAGAAGAAAGAUAGCUCAGGUCAUCCAGAAGACAAAAGCAAAUCAGAUAAAUAUGGUCCAAAUGACUCUUUCGAUCCAUUUUCUCCUGCGAAAUCAAGUGACACGGAUGAUUACUCAGACGGAUCUCGACCUGCUAAACCCGAUCAGUCGAGUUCGAGGCUCGAUAAACCGGAUCAAUCAGGUCCUACUAAACAACCUAAUGAAUCGGGUCCUUAUGAUUCUAACGAGAAUCCUUUUUCAUCAGACGAGUCUGUUGAGUUUGGAUCUUCCAAAAGUCCCAAACGACCUGGUCGAAGUCCGUACUAUGGCCAGGACAAAUACUCUUAUCCGAGUCAGGUAGAUACGCCGGAUUCAUCGGAUGAAUCGUCCGCGAAAAGAGUGCCCAGGAGAGGUGACAUCGGAAUCCAGAGUCUGGAUGAGAGAGUCUGCCAGACUGACGAUCAAAUUGUGAAAACCUUGAACGAAUUAAUCAACGCUACCAGGAAACUCUGGAGGGAACUGGAACUAAAUAGAAUGGAAACCCAGCAUCUUCGUCAUUUGAUCGAAAACUGCGCGGCGUGUCGUACACCCAUCGUGACAACACCGCAGCCGUCCACGUGCGACCAUAACUCCCCAUGCUACCCCGGCGUCGAUUGCCGUAACACACCGAGCGGACCCGAAUGUGGUCCCUGUCGUCGCGGUUACACCGGAGACGGACGGAUCUGCUCCAAAAUUCACGUCAUCACCUGCAUUCAACGGCCGUGCUUCCAGGGAGUGAGGUGCUACGAUGACGACAAUGAUGGUUACAGAUGCGGCAGAUGUCCAAGCGGAUACGUUGGCGACGGUGUAAAAUGCGAGAGGAUGAGAAACCCCUGUGACCAUCACCCCUGUCAUCCAGAAGUUAAAUGCUAUCCCACUCAUAGUCCACCGUAUUUCAAAUGCGGCUCAUGUCCACUGGGAUACGUGGGCAACGGCACGGUCUGCCUAGACGCAAAUGAAUGCGAGCUGGCGCGACCCUGUCAUCCCGGCGUGCGAUGCAUUAAUCUCCAUCCUGGAUACAGGUGCGACCGAUGCCCGACAGGUUACACAGGACCGAUGACGGAAGGCGUCGGCAUCGAGAUAGCCAGGGCGCGGAAACAGAUCUGCCAGGACAUAAACGAGUGCGAGAUCAACAACGGCGGAUGUAAUCCCUAUUCGGAGUGUAUUAACACGGAGGGAUCCUUCAGAUGCGGCCCAUGUCGAAGUGGUUACAUUGGCAAUCAAACGGCGGGAUGCCAUCUUCAGCAUGACGUCUGUCCAGAUAUGGUGACGGUCUGCGAUGUCAAUGCUCAUUGUAUCUCCAUGUACAUCAACGAAUAUACAUGCAAGUGUAAUGUCGGUUGGGCCGGAAACGGGCAUUUCUGUGGUCCCGACAGCGACAACGACGGAAUCCCCGACAGGAGCCUUCGCUGCCACGACCGUCGCUGUCAUGCUGACAAUUGUCCAACGGUACCAAACAGCGGCCAAGAAGAUGCUGACGAGGACGGAACCGGCGACGCUUGCGACGAUGACGCCGACAACGACGUCGUAUUGAAUCUGGGCGACAACUGCCUGCUUAUUUACAAUCCGAACCAACUGGACAGCGACAACGACAAGAUUGGCGAUGCCUGUGAUAAUUGCCCGUUGAAUUGGAAUCCGCAUCAAGAGGACUAUGACGACGACGGCGAGGGCGACGCGUGUGAUGACGACCUGGAUGACGACGGUAUAUACAACCCUCAAGAUAACUGUAUGAGAAUAAAGAAUCCGAACCAGCGCGAUAGUGACAUGGAUGGUAUCGGCGACGCUUGCGACAAUUGUCCUGACAUUAGCAAUCCUGACCAAAGAGACAUCGAUGCCGACGGCGUUGGAGAUGUUUGCGACACUAACGCGGAUCGCGACAGGGACGGUAUCCAGGAUGACAAGGACAAUUGUCCGGACGUACCGAAUCCCGGACAGAACGACGUGGACCGCGACGGCGAGGGCGACGAAUGCGACGACGACAUCGACGGAGACGGUGUGCCCAACAGGAUCGAUAACUGUCUUUACGUCUACAACCCGGAUCAGCGUGACCUUAAUCACGACGGCAUUGGCGACGCAUGCUGGAACGACAAUGACAACGACACGAUCAUCAACAUCCACGACAACUGUCCCAAUAACAGUAAAAUAUGGGCGACCGACUUCCGUAAAUACGUUACGAUCGCUCUCGAUCCCUAUGGUACCUCGCAACAGGAUCCCGUAUGGAAAAUUCAUCAUCAAGGUGCUGAGAUUCAACAGCUUCUUAACAGCGACCCCGGAAUCGCGAUAGGACCGGACGAACUUACUAACGUGGACUUUGAAGGAACCUUCUACGUCGAUAACCACGACGACGAUGACGAUUUCGUGGGCUUCGUCUUCUCUUAUCAGGAUAAUCGACAUUUCUACGUUGUUUACUGGAAGGGAGGUGAGCAGGUUUACUGGGAACCAGCUCCAUUCCGCGCUGAAGCCGAACCCGGAGUUAUAUUAAAACUCGUCCAGUCCGAUACUGGACCGGGCGAGAUGCUGCGAAACAGCCUCUGGCACAAGGAAGACACACCCAAUCAGGUGAGGGUCCUGUGGAGGGAUCCAAACAAAAUCGGCUGGCAGCCAAGAGUGUCGUACAGAUGGCAUCUGUUGCACAGGCCUAACAUCGGCCUGAUUAGAUUUUGGCUAUAUCAGGGCACGCAGCUGGUAACCGACUCCGGAAAUGUGUUCGAUUCGACUCUGCAAGGUGGUAAACUGGGUGUCUAUUGCUUCUCGCAAGAGAGGAUCACCUGGUCGGAUUUAAUGUACAAGUGUACAGACCCCGUGCCUAAAACUGUGUGGGAUGAAUUACCUGAUAAUGUGAAGAGAGAAGUUCAGGUGGAAAUUGCUAGCAACCAUCAACAGCAAAUAAGCCAACGCAGAAUGAAUUACGAGUUCUAAAACAGACUCAGUGAUUUAUUUUCGUGACAGCGAGUAAAGCGAAGAAAUCAAAUCUAAAAAUUUCCAUAAUUUUAAAAUAAUCAAAGAGCUGAAAGCGAAUUAUAAUCAAUUAUAAUAAAACGUCAAAAUAGCGCACUUUUAAAUAAACUUAAUUUCCGUAAAUUCAAAAUUCUAUAAUAAAUUUUGUAUAUUUUACAUACAUAUAUAUAUAUAUAUCUUGUAACAAAGAUAUUUAAAAUUUCACAAAGUGAGGAAUAUAUUUCUCCUAUUUAACCUAUUAAUCAAUUUUUAGAAGUAUUUAGUAUUUAGAAAAAAUUAUAUUAUCUCAGUUUCAAUAUCACUAUAAAAUGAAACGUACUUACCUUGUGCGGCUGUAGAGAAUAAUGAAGUCACGAUGUAUCGAUUAACAUGUACGUUAACUAUAGUCUGAGAUGUAUGGAAUCAUAAUGAUUUUAAUAAUCUUGCAUUUAUUUGUACUCGUAUUUCUCUAAGGUGCAACAUGCAUAAAAAUUUAUUUUUCUUAUUUAAUAGAGCAAAAUAAAAUCGUCAAUACUCAAA
Messenger RNA from Monomorium pharaonis (pharaoh ant), 4496 nucleotides. RefSeq names its product cartilage oligomeric matrix protein (gene Tsp). The record is from RefSeq and is a predicted model, not a curated record. Gene Ontology annotation, biological process: cell adhesion. NCBI's taxonomy places the organism in Eukaryota, Metazoa, Arthropoda, Insecta, Hymenoptera, Formicidae. The coding region runs from base 183 to 3938 and encodes 1251 amino acids. The transcript is spliced from 15 exons. Gene Ontology annotation, molecular function: calcium ion binding. Gene Ontology annotation, cellular component: extracellular region.